Molecule: messenger RNA, 981 nt
Organism: Helianthus annuus (common sunflower)
Lineage: Eukaryota; Viridiplantae; Streptophyta; Magnoliopsida; Asterales; Asteraceae
Exons: 2
Coding region: 1-981 (326 amino acids)
Source: RefSeq, a predicted model, not a curated record
AUGAUCGGUAGAUUGGGAGGCCUAUUGUGUGUUUGGGAUCCGACUGUGUUCUCCUUACUCUCGUUGCAUAAAGAUCCCAGCUCUAUGCAGGUCACUGGGUUUAUUAAAGGUUGUUCAGUUCAUGUGAAUGUACUUAAUAUUCAUGCUCGUCAAAAACCUGUUGAAAAAGGGGAUUUAUGGAAUCGGAUUUUAUCUCAAAGAGAUGCCGUGUAUGGGUUAUGGGUUCUAAUCGGGGAUUUUAAUGUGGUUCGUACUGUUAAAGAAAGAAAAAACUCGAAAUUCAAACCUAACUGCGCAAGAGACUUCAAUAGCUUUAUCUAUAAUGCUGAGCUUUGCGAGUAUGAUCUUAAAGGUAGCAAGGUCACUUAUAUCGUGGAUGGUGAGCGUGGUAAGAAAUUCAGUAAGAUAGACAAGAUUGUUGUAUGUAAAGAGUUUCAAAACAAAUUUUUUAGUUCGUGGCUUAAUCGGCAAGAUUUUCAGAAUAUUGUGGUUACUGCUUUAGAGAGUUUUUCUCGUGAUGGGCCUCCCGAUGUUAUUUUGAUUCAGAAACUAAAAUGGAUUAGAGGUGCUUUAAAAUCUUGGAGGGAUGAUAUUCGAACCAAGGAGGGAGAAGAUGAGUUGAAGGCGAGGGAGGAACUGGAGGAGUUGGAACAUGUCAUGGAAGAUGGAGAUUUGUCCGACGAGGAAGAAUGGGUCAGAUUAGAGUGUCAAAAGAAACUGAGAUUUUUGGAAGAUUGUAAAGCUAAAGAUCUUCGACAGAGGGCGAGAAUUAAAUGGGCUAUGGAAGGGGAUGAUAACACGGCUUUCUUUCAUGGGAUGGUUAAUAAUAGAAAAACGUCGAACGCUAUUCAGGGUCUGUUCAUUAACGAUGUUUGGAUCAACAGCCCGAACAAAGUUAAAAAAGCUGUUUUUGAUUAUUUUCGCACGAUAUUUAAAGAAGAUAUGGUGGAACGGCCAGCGGUUUUUGAAGGAGGAGAUUAA